Molecule: messenger RNA, 3088 nt
Organism: Diachasma alloeum
Lineage: Eukaryota; Metazoa; Arthropoda; Insecta; Hymenoptera; Braconidae
Gene: Mlp84B
Product: muscle LIM protein Mlp84B
Exons: 9
Coding region: 220-1698 (492 amino acids)
Biological process (GO): muscle tissue development; sarcomere organization
Cellular component (GO): cytoplasm; Z disc; nucleus
Molecular function (GO): actinin binding; structural constituent of muscle
Source: RefSeq, a predicted model, not a curated record
UCUCUCACUUUACCCACUGACGUUCUCCCCUGAAAGAUGCACGUGCCGUGUGCAAAGCCACGGUAUGACUAGGACGAGCUCGGGGCGUCAAGAGCCAUUCGAAUCCAGUAUUAGUGCGGUGCAGAGUGUAACAAGGUGCUUCUACGCUGAUACAUUUAAUAUUAAAGAGCCAUUGUAUUAUUAUCAAUUGUUUUGAGUAUACCUAGUGUAUAAACAAACAUGCCUUUCAAGCCGGUAGAGCACCCAAAAUGCCCCAAGUGCGGCAAGUCAGUGUACGCCGCUGAGGAACGCGUUGCUGGAGGACUCAAGUGGCACAAAAUGUGCUUCAAGUGUGGACUCUGCAGCAAGCUUCUCGACUCAACAAACUGCUCUGAGCACGAGGGUGAGCUGUUCUGCAAAGUCUGUCACGCCCGGAAAUUCGGCCCCAAGGGUUACGGUUUUGGUGGUGGCGCAGGCUGCCUGUCCAUGGACCAGGGCGAGCACCUGCAGAGAGAUGGAGAAUAUAGAGGAUCCAACGCAGUUAUGGAGCCCCGUGCGAUCGCCAAGGCACCCGAUGGCGAGGGUUGCCCAAGAUGCGGUGGCUACGUCUACGCCGCUGAGCAGAUGCUCGCAAGAGGCAGACCAUGGCACAGGGAAUGCUUUAAAUGUGGCUUCUGCUCCAAGAGAUUAGACUCCGUCAACUGCUGCGAGGGCCCGGACAAGGACAUUUACUGCAAAGUUUGCUAUGCCAAGAAGUUCGGACCAAAGGGUUAUGGCUAUGGUCAGGGCGGUGGUGCCCUGCAGAGUGACUGCUACGCCAAUGGCGAUGCUGCUCCAAAGACAACGGUGAUCGAUACGGCAGCGAUUCAGGCACCCCCCGGCAAGGGUUGCCCCCGCUGCGGGGGAGUUGUCUUCGCCGCUGAGCAAGUACUGGCUAAGAGCCGCGAGUGGCACAGAAAGUGCUUCAAGUGUCGCGAUUGCACCAAGACACUUGACUCGAUAAUAGCGUGCGACGGACCGGACAAGGACGUCUACUGCAAAACCUGCUACGGAAAGAAAUGGGGCCCCCACGGUUACGGUUUCGCUUGCGGCUCUGGAUUCCUCCAGACCGAUGGACUCACGGAAGAUCAAAUAUCGUCGUCGAGGCCAUUCUACAAUCCCGACACGACGUCUAUCAAGGCACCAGCCGGUCAGGGCUGCCCGCGCUGCGGCGGAAUGGUGUUUGCUGCUGAACAACAGCUUGCCAAAGGCACAAUGUGGCACAAAAAGUGCUUCAACUGUGCCGAAUGCCAUCGGCCACUCGAUUCAAUGCUCGCGUGCGAUGGACCCGAUAAGGAGAUCCACUGUCGUGCGUGCUACGGAAAGUUGUUUGGGCCCAAAGGCUUUGGAUUCGGACACACCCCAACUCUUGUUUCUACGGAUAGCGAGCAUGCACCAUCGUACAUCGAUUCUAAACCCCAAGUCGGCGCAAGAAGCACAGACGGCCACGGCUGUGCCCGCUGCGGUUACCCAGUAUACGCUGCCGAGCAGAUGAUCUCGAAGGACCGAUUAUGGCACAAGCGUUGCUUCAGCUGUGGUUCCUGCCACCGCUCCCUGGACUCGACGAAUCUCAAUGACGCACCCGACGGUGAUAUCUACUGUCGCGGUUGCUACGGAAGAAACUUUGGACCACGUGGAGUUGGCUUCGGCCUUGGAGCCGGUACCCUAUCGAUGGCUUAGAUAUUCCCAACAAUUAAACCUCUCCAUUCAUCCUCUUUAAUCCUCUAAUCCACACCCUUCCCCCUUAAUUUCAUCACUUUACUCCUAUUCUUUUACUUUUCUUCUUGAGUUUGAGUGAAAGAAUCUGCCACGUGGAGAGUAGACAUCGAUGAACGAAGUAAAUUCGUUGAAUGAACUCGCUGUGCACCGUGGAUUCGAGAGCGAGACGAAUUUAAUGCGAAUCGAUUUAAGGAAAAACAAAUAACGUAAAGAUUUCAUCUUAAGUUAUCAUAUGAAUCAUUAUCUUUUAUCAAUUAAGAUUUAAUUUACGAAAUGAUAAUGCAGGUGAGGUCAUUCUGUCGCAGUGGGAGAGGACAGUACUUUCUCACUGCGGCAGAUUGAUAACAACUUGUGAAUAAGAAGCACGAACGAAACGCCUGAAUGAAGGAGGUAACGAUCAUAUUAUUUUUUACAACUGUCAACAAACACUGGUCGUCUCUCUGAGUCAACGAGCUGUCCGCAAUGUUUCUUGCUCUAUUGCCGGGUGAAAUUCUUUAAUUACGUCUGGUAGAACAUUGUUGCUUCUCGUCCGGAUGCUGACACCAACGAAUUAACAAUAAUUACGCUCCGUUGUCAUCAGGUCGGGGCAAAUAAUCGUGUAACAACGACGACGAUGAUAGAUUAUUUUCAAUAAAUAUCGUUAAAAACAAAAGCAUUGGGCCCAUUGGAAUUAUUAAAUCUCUCCAUUCAUUCUAUUUAAUCCUCUAAUCCACACCCUUCCCCCUUAAUUUCAUCACUUUACUCCUAUUCUUUUACUUUUCUUCUUGAGUUUGAGUGAAAGAAUCUGCCACGUGGAGAGUAGACAUCGAUGAACGAAGUAAAUUCGUUGAAUGAACUCGCUGUGCACCGUGGAUUCGAGAGCGAGACGAAUUUAAUGCGAAUCGAUUUAAGGAAAAACAAAUAACGUAAAGAUUUCAUCUUAAGUUAUCAUAUGAAUCAUUAUCUUUUAUCAAUUAAGAUUUAAUUUACGAAAUGAUAAUGCAGGUGAGGUCAUUCUGUCGCAGUGGGAGAGGACAGUACUUUCUCACUGCGGCAGAUUGAUAACAACUUGUGAAUAAGAAGCACGAACGAAACGCCUGAAUGAAGGAGGUAACGAUCAUAUUAUUUUUUACAACUGUCAACAAACACUGGUCGUCUCUCUGAGUCAACGAGCUGUCCGCAAUGUUUCUUGCUCUAUUGCCGGGUGAAAUUCUUUAAUUACGUCUGGUAGAACAUUGUUGCUUCUCGUCCGGAUGCUGACACCAACGAAUUAACAAUAAUUACGCUCCGUUGUCAUCAGGUCGGGGCAAAUAAUCGUGUAACAACGACGACGAUGAUAGAUUAUUUUCAAUAAAUAUCGUUAAAAACAAAA